UGAAUCAAUGCGUAUUACUGAUAAAAAACUAUUGUCAGUGUUCCUGCUGCAUUAAAAUAUAACAAGAUAAGUACUGACAAAGGGUGGCAAAGAAUCAGUGAUGGGAUGAGAGUGUAAAGGUGCCGUGAGCUCGGUCGCGCUUCGUCGCAUGAACUUCGGACCAGGAUCAAAAUCAUAUUCUAGGUAUAUACUUCAUCAUUACGCUUUCAACUUCAGCUUUGUCUUGUCGUUGCGGGCCGGUGUCCAACUCUUGACUGUGCAAAAGGUUUAAGAAACCAUGAAAAACAUGAACGCUGAUCAAGUGAGUAUACCUCUUUUUAGGUGGAAAGCAAUCGAAGGGCAUUUAUGAUUAUAUUUGCAUCGUAAAAUCCACCUUUUAAGAGCAGGUGCAAACCUCACUGUAGGUUAUCUUUUCCAUUGGAGCUUAUUGGCUUUUAGAAAUAGAAAUGGAACUCAUGUUCAAAAGAUUUUUCCUUUUUACUCGUUCUGUACCUUCAUCAUCAUCCUCUUUCGGAUCGGAGGUGAAACAACGAGUUUUGUGCUUAGUGUGGUUUAAUCUCGACCCCACUUACCUCAGACCAACAGCAUGUACUGAUUUACGGAUUGAGAAAUAACCCAACCCUGCCGCAUUAUUUGUUCAUGAUAACGAGUUUCCAAAAACUGCAUCUUUGGAAUUUACUUUAGUUUGAUAUUUAAUGACCUGUGAACAUUGGACUCAAAAAGCUUUCCAUUACUCGCGAUUUGCGUUCUGCGCAUUAUUUUUGAGCUCCGGUGAAUGGUUACAGAGACAUGGGAAUUUAAUGAUAAUGAACACGGAAAGAACGCCAAAUCUGCUGAUCUAAUCUCUGGUCCUUCCACAGCUUAUCAAGGCAACCACAGAAAAGUUUCCAGCUCUUAUGGACCAAACCUGUACUGAGUUAGAGGGCAAAUUUGACAUCAAAGCACAGACUAUCCUGACCACCAAAGUGGAUGAUAUAAGUUCUGAAGUUGUGCAGGAAUUAGACAAGACGAUCUUUAACAAGUUUAGUGAAGUGGAAAAUACAAUUGCACGGAUUGAGGCAUUCCUUACCAAUAAUCAGGGAACAAUAAUUGAGGACAUGAAGUCCACUAUUGCAAGUGCUCUUACUAAACUGGAGAAAAAGUUAGAGGAUAAAGUUCAGGACAUUGUGCAAAAAGAAUUUGGCCACAUAUCGGCCCAAGUUGCCCAUGCAGUACAAAAAACAGUUGUUGACCAGUUCCGUAAAGUAGAAAGUAAAAUUGCAGGGUUUGAAGAGUGCCUUAUCAAAAAUCCGGUAGGCAUUUAAUUUUUUUUAUCUAAGCUCUAUUUCUUGUUAUGUUGCUCUACCUGUGAAAUUUUGAUCCAAUUCAAAUUUAUUGGCUGAGCGUUAGCGAAGCCUUUGCUGUCAUGAGGUGCAGGGAACUCUUUGGUUGUGUGUCUGUCUGUCUGUCUAUCUGAAAUCACACACGUUUCUCAAAGACGGCAACUUCAAUUGACUUCAAACUGCGCACGAAGCAUCAGUAUACAUCGGGUCGUAUCGAGUUUAGUUUAGAAGUUCGAUAUAAGAUGUUUGAAAUAAGCGAUCGUUUAAUUUGAAUUCGUAGUUUGGUGGUAGUAGGUUGGUAGCACGGCGCUCGAGGGGAGGGGGAGCGCAAGUGGCUCUUGCGCUCACCUGAAGACUUUGAUACCUUCUCAGCAGUUAUUAAAAUGUCAGAUAGUCAAACCGAGUGUUUGAUUUUUAGUUUUUGAGUUGCGGAACUUAGCCUGCGAAGUUUCGCGAGUGUCCGAUGAGAAGGAACGAAAGUGAUAUUUGGAAUGGUUUACGUGUUUAGUUACGUAAG
Frankliniella occidentalis (western flower thrips) is the source of this 1839-nucleotide messenger RNA. RefSeq lists its product as uncharacterized. The record is from RefSeq and is a predicted model, not a curated record. The transcript has 2 exons. NCBI's taxonomy places the organism in Eukaryota, Metazoa, Arthropoda, Insecta, Thysanoptera, Thripidae. The coding region runs from base 897 to 1304 and encodes 135 amino acids.